Lineus longissimus is the source of this 2926-nucleotide messenger RNA. RefSeq names its product axoneme-associated protein mst101(2)-like. The coding region runs from base 106 to 2862 and encodes 918 amino acids. The record is from RefSeq and is a predicted model, not a curated record. Gene Ontology annotation, molecular function: RNA binding. Gene Ontology annotation, cellular component: nucleolus. The transcript has 14 exons. NCBI's taxonomy places the organism in Eukaryota, Metazoa, Nemertea, Pilidiophora, Heteronemertea, Lineidae. Gene Ontology annotation, biological process: ribosomal small subunit biogenesis.
GUGGGCUUUUUCGCUUUUUUCCGAUCUGCAGUUGGUUUACGCCAUUUACUUUUCUUGGGAUGAAAGGAAAUUGACAAGGCGUGGAGCUAGAGGAUCCAUAGGAUAAUGAAUCGGUGUAUUCUGUUGGGGCUCCUGGCCGUAACCCUUCUCUUACUCCUUCAGUCACAGCAAGGCAAAGCCGCAUCGACCAAGAGAGCAGCAGCUAAGGCAGUGGUCAAGAAAUCAGCCAGCACUGCAAAGAAGAAAGCAUCAACCAAGUCAUCACCAAAGAAGGCUGCCAGCAAAGAUGCCAGGAAGGUUAGCAAGGUUUCAAGCAAGAAGAAGGCUGACAAGAAGGCUUUAAGCAAGGCCGAGACGAAGGCGGUAAGCAAGGCCAAGAAGGGUGACAAAAAGAAGGCGGUAAGCAAGGCCAAGAAGGGCGACAAAAAGAAGGCUGUAAGCAAAGACAGGAAGAAGGAUUACAAAAACAAGGCUGUAAGCAAGGACAAGAAGCCUGUAAAGAAGGGUAAGAAGGCUGUAAGCAAGGGUAAAAAGGUUACAAGCAAGGUCAAGAAGGCCACCAGCAAGGACGGCAAGAAGGAAAGCAUGACCAAGAACUCUGUGAAGAAGAAGCAAGCUGAGAAGAAGGAGGAGGCAAAGAAAGCUGCAAAGAAGGCUGACAAGAAGGACAGGAGGAAGGCUGACAAGAAGGACAGGAAGAAGGCUGACAAGAAGGACAGGAAGAAGGCUGACAAGAAGGACAGGAAGAAGGCUGACAAGAAGGACAGGAAGAAGGCUGACAAGAAGGACAGGAAGAAGGCUGCAAAGAAAGAAGAGAAAGUUAAGCGAAAUGUUAAAAAGGCUGCAAGAAAGACUGACAAGAGGAAACGAAGGAACACCAAAGUGUGCUUGCGGCGGAGGAUCGGUUACCGUGGUCUGAUGGGGAAGCGGGUUCGGGCCAACACCUACCGAAGCUGCAUCAAUUUCUGUCAGAAGAACAAAAGCUGUCGCUCUAUUGACUGGAACUCGAAAAGGAAACUAUGUCGGUUGCACACCCGCGUGAGGCGCUUGCACAGGACUAUACACAACAUCAUUCACGUGGCGAAAGUGGCUUGCACUCAUAAACCGCGGAAAAUCUGGCCAAAAAAAUUGAUUGGAAAAACCAGAGCUGCACCUGGAGGUUGUAUGCGCCGUAUCCGUACUCUGUACACCUUCAGUGUCCGCCGGGUGGCUGGCCUGGUCACUGCCGUCCAGUGUAGAUAUUGGUGCUGGAAGAACAAGAGAUGUCGCUACGUGGACUGGGACCAAAGGCAUCGAAGUUGCUGGACCCAUGACGACAUCAGUAAGAAACAGAAGAAGCCACGCCGAGAUAUCCACAACUGGCCAUACGCGUGGACAUACGUGAAGAUCAGGUGUCCCUGGUACCCGAGGUGGAAUGGUUCUAAGCAGAGAGGCAAGCCAAAAGGUGGAAGAGACAUCUCAGCGGUCUACAAAUACGUGUCGAGAAAGGGCAACUGUGAUCAGAAGACCCUGGUAGUCAUGAAGAAAACAAACCUAAAGCAAUGCUUCAGGGCUUGUGAUAAAGAGGAGAAGUGUAUCAGCUUUGUUUAUAGGAAGAAGGAUGAUGAUGAUGAUGAUGAUGAUGAUGAUGAUGAUGAUGAUGAUGAUGAUGAUGACGACGAUGAAACUAGCUACCCCAGGUGUUACUUAAAAGGCAACUACUGCCCCAAACUAAAGGACAGGGACAAUGACAAUGUAUUCACAUACAAUAAGGCGUUAGCUGCAGUAACCAAAAUCAAGCUGCCGGGGACUAAUAAAGGCGAUGCGGCGAAAUCUAUUGAUCCUUGCAAGGUCAUGGAGUGCCCGGAAGACGCCGUCUGCGUGGCGAGACCAAAGUGUGCUAAAAAGAAGAUAGGUGGAGCUACUUGUAAAGUCGUACCGAGCUGCGCCAAGAAAAUGGACAAGGACAAGAAGGACAAGGGAAAGAAUGUAGCUUGCCCCGGGAAGAAAUGGAAGAAAGAGGGUGACGAGUGUGUCUUUACACCAUUCCAUAUCUUCAACUACGCCAUCAAAACGUUCAAGAAGAUUGAAAUGCGUAAUAACAGAAAGUGUCCCGCUGGAACGACAAAACAAACCGGAAAGAGUUGUAAAGUAAUGAGCCACCCAGCGUUAGUGAAGACAUUCGCUGCUGACCAGGAUCUGUCUCAAGUUGUCUCACUAAAAAAUGUCGAGAUGUUUAUUCGAGUCAAGCCCGGCGAGAAAUGCCCUGAUGGCUUCGGGAAAAUGAAGGGAGAGGAGGAUGCUUGCCAAGUCACAGAUGAGGACCAAGUGAGACAGCUUAUCAGGAAGGCAAAACUGAGGAAGGGAAAGCAGAAGGCGAGCAAGACUGAUAGAAAGAGGAGUGGUGAGAAGGAGAAAGGUGAGAAGUCAGAGAAGAAAGAAGGAGAUGGAAAGAAAGACAAAAUGGAAUCUAAAGAUGUAAAGAAGAAGACUUCCAGGAUAUCGGCGAAGAAAGACUCACAGGACAGCGCUAAGAAAGGAAAGAAGAAGGCAGCAAAGAAGGAAGAGAAAGCUUCCAAGAAGAAUGAAGAGGAAACUGCACAGAAAGGUAUAAAGAAGAAAAGAGGAAAGACAUUAUCAAAGAAAAGUCGAAAGAGUCGAGCAAAAGCAGGAAUGAGAAAAUCCAAGAAAGUCUCGAAAAAGAAUGGGUCGAUAAAGAGCAAGAAAAAAGUGCACAAGAAAUCUAAAAGACCUACGAAGAAAGUCUCAAAGAAGAACAGCAAAUCUAUGAAAAAGGGUUCCAAAAAGCCCAAAGGUAGUAAAACGAGUUCCAAGAAGGGAGGCGUGAAAUCUGGUAGGAAGAAAAGCGGCAAGAAAUCAUAGAGUAAAAGUGCCAAUAAAAAGGCACGUUCCCACACGUAGAAUAAAGUGAUGUGUUUGUUUACUA